UGGAGCCUACUAGUUGCUCGUGGAUAGUAAACCACUUUUGAGCUUUUUAAGUAUUAGUUUCUUUGUUGUAACAUCUCGGAAGAAUGAAAACCCGGGAUCCACCUCCGCCGGUUCACGUGCACGUACCGGAGACGACCCCUGUGCACGUGCACAUGAGGAGGAGUCCGAGCAGGACCCCGCAGAGUCGGACAAACGAUGCCCAGGUGAGGGGCGAUGGAGGGAGGCCGAAGGUGCGGACACCAUGGAUUCCUCCAGGAAGACUCUCCAGCAGGAGAGACGUGGACUCGUACAAGUGUCAGAGAAGCAGAGCGGGGCGUCGAUCGGAAAGCGGCGUCGGACGUCACCGCGACGAUGACGACGAGGAAGAAGAGCUCGCAGCGGUGUCCAAAAAUCUCAGCGUCCUCCUCAGAGAGCAAGACACCGGGCGCCAUCUGCAGAUGUCUGAUGCUCGGGGUCGACCCAGAGACACGGACGUGCUUCUGAGGGCGCUCGUGGAAACGGAAAUCGACGGCGUGGCAGUAGCCAAUCAGCUGACAGCCCUGAAGGACACCAUCGACAGCCUCGCUAAGGACAAGCGGAUGUCGAAGCUGCACGCGGCGUCUCUGGGCCGGCAGCAGGAGUCGCUGCUGGAGAAGAUCGAGAUGUUCGACGACACCAACCGGAGCCUGAGGGAGCUUCUCAGGGAGUGGAGCGAGCUAGAGAGGGAAUCUUUGCUGUGGCGGGAGCAGAAAGACGCCCUGAAGAAGAGACUGGCUGACAGGGAGGCAGAGAACAUGAGACUCUCGGCUAGACUCGCCCGCAAGGAGCACGAGGCCUCGGAGCUCACGGCGCAGUUGGACAUCGAAAAGAGGGAGGAGAGGUUGACCCGCGGACCUCUGGAGUCUGAGCUGAACAGAACCGAGGCCGAGCGAGUCUGGCUGGCCGCGCAGAUUCAGAGGAUGCAGCAGAGCCACGAGCGACAGCAAGAGCAGCUGCUCGCUCUGCAGGAGGAGCUGCAGACUGCGAGGCUGCGGGAGGAGGAGGAAGAGGAGGAGGCGCACCACCACCACCACCAGGAGGCGCUGGACCUGCUGACCCAGCAGGCCGAGCGAGCCCAAGAGUCCGCCAGGCAGCUCUCCGCAACACUGCAGGAGAAGGAGUCCCAGUUGGCUCUGACUCGGUCCACGUCCAGCGACUGGUGCCUCCGCCACUCCCAGGAGGCCUCGGCCAGAGGUCAGCUGGAGGAGCAGCGCUCCGCCCUCCAGCUUCAGGUGACUGAGCUAAACGCUCAGCUUCAGUCGGCAGAGGGGAGGAGUCGGGCGGAGAGGGAGGAGCUCCGGGAUCACCUCCUUCACAUCGGAGCUGAAAACGCCUCCACGGAGCUGGACAACCAAACACUCAGGGCUGAGCUGGCGUCCUCCGAGGAGAAGCUCCGCCUCCUGCAGUCUGAAGCCCGUCGGCUGAAGUCAACGAUCAAAAAGCACGAAAUCCUGGCGGAGAAACACAAGAUGAAGCUCCAGCAGGUCCGCCUGGAGUCUGAGGAGAACCGCCUGAAGCUGGAGGAGACGCGGGAGGAGGCGCGGGAGGAUAAGGCGAGCCUGCAGGUGGAGGCGGAGCGGGCGAGGAGGGAGCUGCUGGGCCGAGUCCGGGAGCUGGAGGCGCUGCCCGAUCGGCUGAGGAGGGCGGAGCAGCAGCUCCACGGCGCCCGGCAGGAGGCCGACGCCCACGAGAGGAGGAACGGGGAGCGCAGCGCGGCGCUCGCCGAGGUCAGACACAAGGUGGAGCAGCAAGGCGCUCAGCUGGAGACGUUCCAGCAGAGGAACGUCCUGCUGCAGGAGGAGAACCAGGUUCUCAAGGAGAAGAUACACAACGUAGAGAGGAUGCUGGAAGACACGAGGCUGGAGAACAAAGACAUGUCUCAGGCUCUCCCGCUGAAGGAGGCGGUGAUCCGCAGCGUCCAGCAGCAGCUGGAGGAGAAGACGCGCGAGUGCAACAUCACGUCCAGACAGCUGCAGCAAAGUCUGGACGACGCACAGAGACAGGUGGACGGCAGCAUGCACAGGGUUUUGGCCAAAGAGAGAGCGUCUCAGUCGAAAGCCUCGGACCUGCAGAGCCAGCUGAGCCGAGCCCAAGCGGAGCAGGGUCAGCUGCAGAGGAGCAAGGAGGAGAUGGAGCGUCGCUUCCAGAGCCAGCUGCAGAACAUGAAGGAGCGGCUGGAGCAGUCGGACUCCACCAACCGCAGCCUGCAGAACUACGUCCACUUUCUCAAAAGCUCGUACGGGAAAGUGUUCGGUGACUCGCUGCUCGCCAGCUGAGCCGCAGGCUUCCAUUCAAUAAAAACGUUACAUUAUA
Molecule: messenger RNA, 2331 nt
Organism: Pseudoliparis swirei
Lineage: Eukaryota; Metazoa; Chordata; Actinopteri; Perciformes; Liparidae
Gene: odf2b
Product: outer dense fiber of sperm tails 2b
Exons: 17
Coding region: 84-2294 (736 amino acids)
Biological process (GO): regulation of cilium assembly
Cellular component (GO): centrosome
Source: RefSeq, a predicted model, not a curated record